GGGGUAGUUCUCUCCCUUCCCGCCAUGUCCUUUGCUUUUUUCUCACCUUCACGUUCCUCGCUUCGACCGUCUUUUUCUCUCACUAGAUUGACAAGAACAUCUGCAGCCAUGGCUUCGUCUAAAUGCCCCAUGAGAGAGGCCAAUGUCGCCGGCGGCGGCACCCGCAACCGCGACUGGUGGCCAAAUGAUCUGAGACUCAACAUCCUCCGCCAGCACACUCCUGUCUCCAACCCGAUGGACAAGGACUUCAGCUAUGCACAAGCCUUCAAGAGUUUGGACUAUGAAGCAGUGAAGAAGGAUCUCCAUGCCUUGAUGACAGAUUCUCAGGACUGGUGGCCGGCCGACUUUGGUCACUAUGGUGGUCUGUUCAUUCGAAUGGCCUGGCACAGUGCCGGUACCUACCGUGUCGCCGACGGUCGCGGUGGCGGCGGCCAAGGUCAACAACGCUUUGCUCCCCUCAACAGCUGGCCUGAUAAUGUCAGCUUGGACAAGGCCCGCCGCCUGCUCUGGCCCAUCAAACAGAAGUAUGGCAACAAGAUCUCCUGGGCGGAUCUGAUGCUCCUCACUGGCAAUGUCGCCCUCGAGUCCAUGGGUUGCAAGACCUUUGGCUUCGCAGGCGGCCGCCCAGACACCUGGGAGGCUGACGAGUCCGCGUACUGGGGCGGCGAAACCACCUGGCUGGGCAAUGACAUUCGCUACUCACAAGGUCACUCGGGCCUUUCCGGCGAUGGCGUCGUCGACUCCGAUGAACAUAAAAAAGAUUUCAAGGACAUCCACACCCGAGACUUGGAGAAUCCGCUCGCAGCGGCGCACAUGGGCUUGAUCUACGUCAACCCAGAAGGCCCUGACGGCGUUCCCGACCCCGUCGCUGCCGCUAGAGACAUCCGCACCACCUUUGGUCGCAUGGCCAUGAACGAUGAAGAAACCGUUGCCCUGAUCGCUGGUGGUCACUCCUUCGGUAAGACGCACGGUGCUGCUCCUUCCGACAACGUUGGCAAGGAGCCAGAAGACGCUCCCCUCGAGCAACAGGGUCUCGGAUGGGCCAACAAACACGGUUCCGGCAAGGGUCCCGACACCAUCACCAGCGGCAUUGAAGUCACCUGGACCGGCACUCCCACAAAGUGGAGCAACAACUUCCUCACAUAUCUCUUCAAGUACGAAUGGGAACUCACCAAGAGCCCUGCUGGCGCCAACCAGUGGGUUGCAAAGACCAACGACCUCAUUAUUCCCGAUGCUUAUGACGCCAACAAGAAGCACAAGCCAACCAUGCUGACGACCGACCUUUCCCUCCGCUUCGAUCCAGCGUAUGAGAAGAUCGCUCGUCGAUUCCUCGAGAACCCAGAUCAGUUCCACGAUGCAUUCUCCCGUGCCUGGUUCAAGCUGUUGCACCGUGAUAUGGGUCCACGAUCCCGCUGGCUCGGUCCGGAGAUCCCGUCUGAGGUGCUGAUCUGGGAAGACCCCGUCCCACCCGCCAACCAUCCCAUCAUCGACGAAAGUGACAUCUCCAGCCUGAAGCAAAAGAUUCUGGCCACCGGCAUCAAGCCUUCCGAGCUGGUCACUGUUGCCUGGGCAUCGGCUUCAACCUUCCGCGGCAGCGACAAGCGUGGUGGCGCCAACGGUGCUCGCAUUCGUCUCGCUCCCCAGAACAAAUGGAAGGCGAACAACCCUCAAGUGCUGGCCCAAGUGCUCGCCGCUUUGGAGAAGGUGCAGCAAGAGUUCAACAGCUCUGCUAGUGGCGGCAAGAAGGUUUCGCUGGCGGAUCUCAUCGUCCUGGCGGGCAGCGCAGCCGUAGAGAAAGCCGCCGGCAUCCCUGUUCCCUUUACACCUGGUCGCACAGAUGCUACCCAAGAGCAAACCGAUGCCGAAUCUUUCCAACACCUCGAGCCUUUGGUUGACGGAUUCCGCAACUACGGCAAGGGAACACCCCGUGCUCGGACUGAACACUUCCUCGUCGAUAAGGCACAACUACUGAAUCUCUCUGCCCCUGAAAUGACUGUGCUGGUGGGUGGUUUGCGUGUCUUGAAUGCCAACUGGGAUGGCUCCUCCCAUGGUGUCUUCACCAAGCGCCCCGGUCAACUGACCCCUGACUUCUUCACCAAUCUCCUCGACAUGGGCACAACCUGGAAGGCGGCUAGCGCUGACGAGGAACUCUACGAGGGCUUCGACCGCAAGACCGGUGCGAAGAAAUGGACAGGCACUCGCAGUGACCUUGUCAUCGGCUCUCAUGCCGAGUUGCGUGCCAUCGCCGAGGUGUAUGCCAGCGCUGGCAACGAGGAGAAAUUUGUCAAAGACUUUGUCGCAGCUUGGGCUAAGGUUAUGAAUCUGGAUCGAUUUGAUCUGGCCGCUGCUCAGGACCCCGCAAGGGCACGUCUGUAAGCGAGAAAGACAUUCGAUUUCAAGGAGAAGACGGGGACUUGCAAGUCACAGUGUGUAGUCGUCACCUCACCAUGCGGUUCGGAGUUGGGCAGUCAAACAAAUUCCAUCGGUUAGCAAGCUCAAUGAACUGCAGCCGCACUAAAUAGCAAUCAAAAUGUAUCAUUUCACAAAUGA
Messenger RNA from Cladophialophora immunda, 2550 nucleotides. RefSeq names its product catalase-peroxidase. The transcript has a single exon. Lineage: Eukaryota; Fungi; Ascomycota; Eurotiomycetes; Chaetothyriales; Herpotrichiellaceae. Bases 25 to 2376 code for a protein of 783 amino acids. Gene Ontology annotation, cellular component: cytosol. Gene Ontology annotation, molecular function: heme binding; catalase activity. Gene Ontology annotation, biological process: cellular response to hydrogen peroxide; hydrogen peroxide catabolic process. The record is from RefSeq and is a predicted model, not a curated record.